Theileria parva strain Muguga is the source of this 1895-nucleotide messenger RNA. It is a transcript of the gene PRPF3, whose product is annotated as pre-mRNA processing factor 3 (PRP3) family protein. NCBI's taxonomy places the organism in Eukaryota, Apicomplexa, Aconoidasida, Piroplasmida, Theileriidae. Gene Ontology annotation, biological process: mRNA splicing, via spliceosome. The coding region runs from base 66 to 1880 and encodes 604 amino acids. The transcript has 8 exons. Gene Ontology annotation, cellular component: U4/U6 x U5 tri-snRNP complex. The record is from RefSeq and is a predicted model, not a curated record.
AUUUGUUUUAAUUUAUCGCAACAUAAUUCAAACUGCUUAAAUAAUAUAAUUUUUGAUUUUAAAAAAUGGGUAAACAUUCUGAUAGUAGAUCCUCAGAUUCCAGGAGCAGAAGACAUGAAAAGGAAAAUGAAACGAACUAUUCGAAGAGCAAACCUUCAGAGAGUAAAUUUGAUCACAUUUAUUUCCCAACUAAUCACAUUACUUUAGGCAAAACACCUUCUACUCCAUCAAUUCCAGCUUCUAAAGUUGCAAUGAAUGUUAUGGUUGCAAAAGAUGCGCUUGAGAAGGCCAGGAAAGCAGAAUUGGUUCAGAAGCAAAUCCAGGAACACCUACAGAAGAUCAAUUUUACUAAAAAGUUAAUUCCAGCACCAAGUAGCCUGGGAGUAAAGAAUUUGAUGUUUGAUAGCUUUGGAAGAGUCCUGGAUCAGUCUGGAAACCUAGUCAAAACGGCACCUGUGAUCCACUCAACGCUUAAAGUUAAUAGAAACUUAGUUGUAGAAAAACAAAGAAAGGAAUUACAGAUAGAAAAAUCAGAGAAAUUAGCAAAAAGAGUACAACAAACCCAAUACACAGACCCAUCACUAAAUAAUUUAAAGAGGAAGAAGAGAAAAUUGUUAAAAUUCGUUGAGCCAGGGACAUAUAUUAAGCAGGAACGUCAGCUUUUGAGGCAGAUGGAAGAUAAAGCACUUGGAAUAAAUAGGAGCAGACUGAUAAUACAGAAGAAACGGUUAUUGGAUCAGCAAAACCAACGACUGAACGCCAUGUAUAACUUACAGAACUCAAAGGAUGAUCAAGAUAAGGAUGAAGAUGAACAAAAUGAGCCAGAUGUAGCAGAUGAAACUAAAGAAAUAAAUCACACUGAGUCUGAAUCAAAUGAAGUAAACUUCCAGGAUUUGAAUCCAAAUCUAAUACCACUCAGAACCAACAAGCUUGAAAACAAGGACUCAUGGGAUGAUGAUGAACCUUUUGUUGAAUGGUGGGACCGAGGAGUUAUUAUAUUAAAGAGCGGAGAGGACCCCUUCAAGUUACAAAACCUUAAAAAACACCAGUACAUUACAAAUGUUAAUUUAAACGAAUUAAAAAUUAACGAGGAUCGGUUCAAUAACUACAUUGAGCACCCUGUCAAACUUGACGGUAAACGUAAAAAAGGAUUAAAUAUAGUACCCACUCAACUGACAAAGAAGGAAAGGAGAAAAGCUAGGACUCUACGUAGAAAGCAAAGGCAGAAAGAAAUUAGGGAUAAAAUAGCAAUUGGAAGCAUCCCCCCACCACCCCCUAAGCUUAGAAUGUCAAACCUGGUGAAUGUCCUCAAAAACCAAACUGCAGCAGACCCUUCUAAGGUGGAAAAGAUGGUGAAAAAGCAGAUGGAGGACCGUCUAAGAGCUCACGAGAAAAGAAACGAGGACAGAAAGUUAACAAAGGAGCAGAGGUCAAAGAAAAACGCACAAAAAUGGCAGAUUAAGAAAAACGCCGAAGCUGAAGCAGCUCUUUUUACCAUAAACUCACUUGCAAACCCGAAACUUUUAAAGAAAAUCGAUACUAAUGCUCAGCAGUUUCACCUGAGUGGCACCUGCGUAAUCAUGAACAACGGUCCUUCUUUCCUAGUAAUUGAAGGAAGCAAGUUGAGUAUUAGGAGGUAUACUAAGCUCCUUUUGAGGAGAAUUAAGUGGACUGAAUACCCAUUAGAAGAUGAAAUCGAUGCUAGUCAGAACACUUGUAAGCAGUUAUGGGUUGGAAACGUUAAGAAGAGGACCUUCCCUCACUGGACAGUAAACUACGUCGACUGCGAUGAGCAAAUUGAAGAUAUUCUGAAGCCUCACAAGGCGCUCCACUACUUUGAGAUGGUUAAAAAGUACCGUGACCCCUUGGAAGACAUUUGAACUCUAAUGUACUAC